Acytostelium subglobosum LB1 is the source of this 426-nucleotide messenger RNA. RefSeq lists its product as hypothetical. Bases 1 to 426 code for a protein of 141 amino acids. The record is from RefSeq and is a predicted model, not a curated record. The transcript has a single exon. Lineage: Eukaryota; Evosea; Eumycetozoa; Acytosteliales; Acytosteliaceae.
AUGGAGUGCGAGGAAGAGGUGAUAGCCACCAGCGAUGGACAGAGAACGAUCAAACACAUCGAUGUCAACGUCGACGAGGACUACUCAAUCGAUCGCAUCACUCCAACAUCCAAUGGUGGCGCGAUGAUCAAAUCAGCAUGCAACACCGAUAUGUUCGACACGCCAUUCGCUCGCAUCAUGCCAUUCAUCAUAUCUCGUGGUCGCAAGAUGAUUGGAACGAUAAUAAAGGAUGACAUUGCCAACAUCAAACGUGUGCACACCGAUGGAUUCGUCUCGACCAAGCCCUGGACUGUCAAGGCUGGCAAGAAGUCAUUGGAUUAUCCCAAGUUGGGCAAGGAGUGUGGCGACCUGCGAUAUGAGGGCUACUGCCCCGACGCCAUCGUCAAGAACAUGAGCAAGGUCGAGGGAACGUUCAUUAUUAAAUAA